Molecule: messenger RNA, 4000 nt
Organism: Hipposideros armiger (great roundleaf bat)
Lineage: Eukaryota; Metazoa; Chordata; Mammalia; Chiroptera; Hipposideridae
Gene: PRR5L
Product: proline rich 5 like
Exons: 10
Coding region: 489-1595 (368 amino acids)
Biological process (GO): TORC2 signaling
Cellular component (GO): TORC2 complex
Source: RefSeq, a predicted model, not a curated record
ACAGGGAAAGUGGGAGGAGAGGGGAAGAGGCCGUGAGACUAGAGAGGAGGGAAACGUGUCACCAGCCCGGCUCUGGGCGCUCCGCGGCCGCCUCGCUUGUGGACUCCGCGCUGAGAGGACUUGAGGCUGGACCGGACCCCACGGAAGGCAGAGCUGGGAGAGAACCGAGGGGGAACCGCCGGGCAGAGCGCGGUGGCGGGAACCCUCCAGGUCUCCGUGUCUCUUGGGAAUCCGCUCCGGGGUGACUCCCUGGUUGGCAGUAGGGUUUUCCCCCUGCCCUACCCAGCCCCUGCCCUCGGUCACAUGCCGUCGCUUCUUCCUCCGUCGUGCCGGGAGCCCGCGUUUUGUUCGUCAGCAGCAAGGCGGUGUUGGCUAUAUUUGUGGUUUUAAGAAAGCCUGGGGGCCCGAAGGCAGCCCUGGGCAAAGCCUUUCCGUGGGCAGUCGGAACCUUCUGGUCCAGAGGAGAAGCCAUCCCUUCACGUGGACUUAUGACCCGCAGCUUCGCUCCCAUCCUGCCCACCGAGUUCCACAAGAUGGGCUCCUUCCGCAGGCCCAGGCCACGCUUCAUGAGCUCCCCGGUUCUCAGCGACCUGCCCCGAUUCCAAGCCGCCCGGCAGGCUCUACAGCUGAGCUCCAACUCGGCCUGGAACAGUGUUCAGACUGCCGUGAUCAACGUCUUCAAAGGUGGAGGCUUGCAAAGCAACGAGCUCUAUGCGCUGAACGAAAACAUCAGGCGGCUGCUGAAGAGUGAACUUGGAUCGUUCAUUACAGACUAUUUCCAGAACCAGCUUCUUGCAAAAGGACUGCUGUUUGUGGAGGAGAAGAUUAAGCUGUGCGAAGGUGAAAAUCGCAUUGAGGUUCUGGCCGAAGUCUGGGACCACUUCUUCGCUGAGACCCUCCCCACCCUGCAGGCAAUAUUUUAUCCAGUUCAGGGCCAGGAGCUGACCAUCCGCCAGAUCUCCCUGCUGGGCUUCCGUGACCUGGUCCUGCUGAAGGUGAAGCUGGGCGAUUUGCUGCUGCUGGCCCAGUCUCGGCCACCCUCAUCCAUCGUCCAGAUGUUGCUCAUCCUGCAGAGUGUUCAUGAGCCCACAGGCCCAAGUGAGGGUUAUUUGCAACUGGAGGAGCUGGUGAAGCAAGUGGUUUCUCCUUUCCUGGGCAUCAGCGAGGACCGAGGCGUCGCAGGCCCUAUCUACACACUGGCUAGACGCCACUCCCGGGUCCGGCCCAAGGUCACUCUCCUGAACUAUGCCUCCCCGAUGACCGCCGUCAGCCGACCGGUGAAUGAGAUGGCCCUGGCCCCUCUGACGGAGCAAGAGGGGGAGGCCUACCUGGAGAAGUGUGGCAGCGUCCGGCGGCACACGGUGGCCAAUGCUCACUCGGACAUCCAGCUGCUGGCCAUGGCCACCAUGAUGCACUCAGGCUUAGGCGAGGAGCCUGGCGGUGAGGACAAGUGCCUGCUGCUGCCGCCCAGCUUCUCCCCACCCCACCGGCAGUGCUCCAGUGAGCCCAGCAUCACCGACAGCCCUGACGAGCUGGAGGAGGUGGCCGGGGCCAGCCAGGAAGACACAGAGCUGAACUGUGCUUCCCUCAGCUGAACGCCCACCCCCCGGACUCCCUAGCUCCUGCCUAGCGACCAGGAGGAGCACGGCUCCGUCCUGUGGAUCACCAGGGGGCUCUUCCUUUGGGCAAUACUGCGUAUGCCUUUUCAGGUACAGGCCUAGUCUGAGUGCCCUAGGGGAAAUCCCUGUUGUAAACCUCUCCAUUUUCGUGACUGUGACCACCUCUUCGCAUCCACACAGACCCAGUGGCCUAAUGUUCAUUUUCUGACUUCCAGCCUUGCCUGCCUGACUCGGAUCCACAUCUCUGGGCUUUUCCCGCUCAGAUAUUGGACUGUCCGAUGCUGCCAGCCGUAUAUCCCAGUGCCCUCAUCAUUGCUGUCUAGCAAGUUGUUGCCUGAGCCACACACAAAGCCAGCGUGGAUGUGCUGGCUUUCGGGACUCCCCUUUAGGUCUGGUGAUGCAGAGGCUUGUGGGUGAAGAUACCUCGCCUCCCCCAGUGUGUGUGGAGUGGAAGCAGACUGCAGCCCCUACCGACCAGGACUCUGGGCAGAUGCCUGCCUUAUUUUAGUUUCAGAAUUACUGGGACAGCGUUGCCCUAUUAGUGGGUGAGGGUCCAUCCUCAUCUAUAUGCAGAUGCUCCCUGCUGCCUUUGGCUUUUGGCCCAAAGGUCCCAAGGAUGGAGAAACCCCAUCUUUGAUUAAGCCUCAGCAUUUCCCCCUCAGGGGUCCUCCCAAACUCGAGGGACUAACCGCCCCAGUGGAGUAGCUUUCAUCCCGCUCUCAUUUCAGAAACUGGCCUUUGUCCUGUGGUGGGUCGAGUGGCUGGCUGAAACCCAACCAACUAGUCUAGUUCCUGGAUUUGACUUGAAUUUUUUUAAUGUGCAUCAUUUCAAAAAAAAAAAAAGUCUGCAAAUAUUUGCACGUCGGAUCUUGCACUGCUCCUUUUCUGAUGGUUGUAUCUUCAUACUAAGAAAAUAAGCGAACCCUCCGGGAAAGGAGACAAGCAGUGGUUCAGGGUGAAAGUGAUGGCGGUGGGCAGAGCUCAUAGGCUACAAUGCCCUGGAAACAGCAGGAGUGGAGUCCACGAUGGCCGGCGUUUGUGAGUGUUGUGGCUCAUAGCAGACGCUGCAUUGAGGGAGGCAGCUGCAGCUUGCCUCGCCAGCAGAGGGUUGUAGCAAAUGGAAGGUCUCAGUGCUUCCCAGUGUGGGGGUGGGGGCGGGGAGAUAGGGGCAGGACUUUCCAGAGAGAUGUUCAUCCCGUGAUUAAAGAAGUACCCAGAAGUGCCUGGAAUUGCUAACACGGGAGGUCUCAGAAUGCUGUUGGGGCAGCAGGCUUUAGUGCUGUGCUGUCUCCUGAAUGCUGCUAGCCCCAGGUCUGGCUUUGCAUCCACCUUGGGCCCCUGGUCUUCUCUUUGGCCCCAGUCAUAACAGCUCCAGAAAAAAGAGAAGGCACCCUGGACUCUUCUGGCCCUUUCUAGGUAUCCCGUUAGUCUUUGGAAACUCCGCUUAUGAAAUCUCAAGAGACUUGAGUCUGCUUAGCGUCCAUUGUGGCAGGAGGUGGCUGGGGGAAGAUGAAGACAGUUUAAACUGCCAGCAGGGGAUGAGACCUUCUAAGGUCCUCUAAGCCUUGACAGCAUUUCCCUUCUGGGAGAAGAAAUAGGACAAAAGUCGUGUUUUUGAUGCACUGUAAUUUGGAAAUUGUGUUUAACAAGUUGUUUCAUGUUCCUCCUUCUAAGGGAGUGAUGGAUGUCUGAAGGAGAUCUGAGAAUUUCAAACAAAAAAAUAAUCUUGGUGUAUGUCUUGGAUCAAGUCCACCAAUUGACUAGCAUGCAUUAGCAAAUGGAAUAACAUGAUGGUUUAUGUGAUUGAUGGCUUCUGUCCCAUAGUACACUUAGCCCUUGGGACUCGUAUUUAUUGAUCCAGGCAAAGUAAUUAAUCAUGCUUGGGUUUUCUUUUUUAGUUUACAACAUUAACAAUACAUAUAUUUUCCAGUGCCUCGUCCACAUACUAAAUACCCCCGGUGAGGAGAGCCGUCAUCAGUUACACAUGUGAGCUCUUAGGUUGAGAAUGGGGGUGUCCUGACCCAUGAACUUCAUUUGCUGGUGACUGUUAGCUAGUUUACAACGUCCCCUUUGAUACACACACCUGAUAUUUGUACAGUAAAUAUUUCAGACUGUACAGAUAGACAUGUUGUUGAUGUUGAUGGGUAUUUUCACCAACCAGAACCCUAUUGCAAGAGUGAUAGCUGUUGUGUUCUUAACCACGGUUUCUCCCCUUGAUGAGAUGAAGGUUCAUUUUCGUUAUUUAAGCUAGGAUCUUUCUGUGGCUGAGGUUUCAAUGACAGGAAGCGAUCACGUUAAACUCUGAGUGAGCUCACAAACCAAAACCUUUCAUGUUGUCUGUUUCCAAAACGGAUUCAAUAAACAUCGUUUUGUACACAUUG